ACUUCUUCUGGACGUUUGAAUUUCGACUUUUAAACAUGCUCGAGGGAGUUGUAAGCAGCCGCCUGAACUUGAUUGCCUAUUUACAACUUCUAUGUUCACCAUACACAUCCUUGGGGUCUCCAGUGACGACAGUCGUGUUCCCUGAGAUCAUAGCCGAACGAAGUGACAGUGGACAACUGCUCGUUGCCAUUCGUUCUGGUCAGACUUUGACUCUGAGAAAGGCGUCCGUGUUCCUGGAAAGACUCGAAGUCGCAACGUUGGAAGAUAAUCGGAGAACAUUUCACUACAUGAACGGAUCAGGAAUGGAACGGAACCUCUACCACGACCCGCAAGCAGGUGCCGCCGUCAUGCUUAAGCGGGCCCGGGGACUUCGACUUGUCGGAAUUCUGAGUCCUACCGAGAGAAUACAGCCCUCACCUACCUCACAGUAUCAUCCCAGGGGCAGCAUUAAACAUGAGAUUCUGCCUUUAGAACAGAGGAAAUCUGACAACGAAAUUUCAUUAGAAGCCCGUCUAGAAGGUCUUGGUCAGUACUCCAGAUCUACGAAGUCUGAUAUUCUUAACAAGACGGAAAACAAAGUACUCGAAGCAAGAUCUAGAUCGUCACCUUACCCUGUGAUUGCCACCUGCGAGACCCGCAUCGCCGUGGACUCCGCAUUCUUUAGGUCAUUUUGUUACAACAAAGAGGAACUUCUGGAGUACUUGGCCGUCCUCGUAGCGUUUACGAACUUGAAGUUCAGCACGUUUCUAGACACGACAUUGCGUUUGCAAAUGAUUGUGACGGGAGUUGUUAUUUUUCAAAACUCGGAAGAGUCAUUCAUCAAGAAACCGUGGAACGAUACUUCCGUCAUGCUUAGCGACACGCUGACAAAUCUCAAUUCAUAUGUAAAUGGUAACAAUAUAUUUCGCUACGACGACGUUGUCGUACUCAUCACAGGACUUGACUUGGCUGCGAGUUACGGUGCUAACCGAGCUCCUGGCAAAAGUAUAGCAGGGUACGCGCAUAUCGGAACUGCUUGCACUCGGAACAAAGCUGGGAUUGUGGAGGACGUCCCACGGACGUUCAGCAGCGCACACACCAUGGCCCACGAGAUCGCACAUUUGAUAGGCUCAGUGCACGAUGGCUCUACAAAUAGCCACAGCAAUGUCAAUAUGGCUCUAUGUCCGGCGAGCGAGAAUAAGAUCAUGUCACCGACAGCAGGCACAUACAAGCGGCAGGAGUUCUCUUACUGCAGUACAGUCCAAGUGGCACAGUUUAUACUGAUUGGUAAAGGGAAGUGCUUGCAAGAUAAUAUCGCUACGCAGCAUACUACAAGGCUAACCUUCACUAAUGUUAACAAGACAAGGCCGUCGUUGGACGAAUUUUGCAGACGCCACUACACAGAAUAUAGUGGUACUCGUUAUACAGAAUCUGGGAUAAAUAGACUGAGCCUUGAAAAUUGCAUGAUAACAUGCACGUGGCCUACCAAACCAGGUCAUGUAAUUAUCAACGACGCACCUGAUGGCACGAGCUGCAGCAAAUCAGCACCGCAUUUGAUUUGCAUCAACGGUAAAUGCACUCACAUUGAAGAUGUCCAGACAUUCGGAGACGAUGUUAAGUACUCGGUGGACUACUUGCGUUAGACCUCGUGAAAAUAUGAUAAUCGAAUUCGCAAGUCAUCAACAAAUAAAGUGUCAUGACAACAUUUUCGCGUUUACCGAAAAGUAAACAGAAAUACUAAAAUGAUAUUCACAACA
This is a messenger RNA of Rhipicephalus microplus (southern cattle tick), 1736 nucleotides long. RefSeq names its product venom metalloproteinase antarease-like TtrivMP_A. The record is from RefSeq and is a predicted model, not a curated record. Lineage: Eukaryota; Metazoa; Arthropoda; Arachnida; Ixodida; Ixodidae. Gene Ontology annotation, biological process: membrane protein ectodomain proteolysis. Gene Ontology annotation, molecular function: metalloendopeptidase activity.